Molecule: messenger RNA, 2960 nt
Organism: Gigantopelta aegis
Lineage: Eukaryota; Metazoa; Mollusca; Gastropoda; Neomphalida; Peltospiridae
Product: spermatogenesis-defective protein 39 homolog
Exons: 19
Coding region: 7-1593 (528 amino acids)
Biological process (GO): intracellular protein transport; vacuolar transport
Cellular component (GO): cytoplasm
Source: RefSeq, a predicted model, not a curated record
CCUAAAAUGGAAGCAUCCAGGAAGAGUUUUGAUGACAGUGAAGAAUACUGGGCCACAUCAUCUGUAAAGAAAGGAGCACAACGCAACAUUUUUGAUGAUGAUGUUAGUUUUGAAGACGCGAAACGUAACAUUUUGGCAAGUCCGGUUGGUGAGGAUGAUGAUGACGAUCUGGAGCUUGUUAACUGGGACGAUAGUCCAGUUGUCAAAUACAAUUCCAAGGCGACUGCACAGAAAAAUUUCCCUCCUGACCUCUCCGACCUUGCUGUUCCCUUCACCUCCCCUGCAUCCCGAGCACAUUCCGCUUCAGGUUAUCAAUCAUCUGAUUUUAUGAAUCACAGUCGAUCUCAAAGUUUAGGCAAACUAGGAAGCAGUAAAGGCUUGGGAGAUAUUGGAUCUGAGAAAAUGUCACUAUAUAAAGGAAGCAGUGAGCCCAGCAUUGAAGAAGCUAUAGGACCGUUUUCUGAAAAGACAGUCUCCCAAAGAGAUAUUGACAAAAUGCAGAAUGAAAUACAGUAUCUUCGCCGGACAGUUCAGAGCUUCAAACGAGGUCACAGAGAAAAACUUCCAGUUGAAGACACUUUACAAAGAAUGAUCAAAGGGGAGGCAUAUUCCUUUGAAAUGUACCGGUCAAGAGAAGACAAGGUAGCUCUUUUGGACAAAGCCAUCGAGUUGCACGAUGGAAAUGCCAUAAUAGCAGCAACUUUAUUUCUGAAGCAUACAGUGAAGUCUUCCAUAUUUAAUUUAGAGUUGACGCGCAGAUCUGCUGCUGUUAACCAUUAUAUAACCUAUCUCAGGAAUCACUAUGACUACGUAGAACUCUCUAAUGUUUUAGGGCUUCUGGGUAGAACAGAAGAAGCAGCUAUGCUGACUUACAAAACUGCAUCAGCAAGCAAAGAUCCCACAUUAAAACUAUCGGCUUUAAAAAGCUGUUACAGAGCUCAUUUCAGUCUAGACUCAUCGUUAUCUCAUGAAGCAAGUCUAGUUCAGCAGCACAUUGAUCUCCUGGAAAGACAGGCUCCGAUUGAGAAGGAAGAUGCCAGAUUGGAGGCUGAGGGUAGAACACAAAUUUUCAAAGACAUUCCGAGGAAGUCAUCGUUAAUAAACAUGUCUGUGAUCACCACACUGUACUACUGUUGUCUCUACCAUUAUGAGUUAGGAGAGAACUCACUAUCAAGUCCACUUGCCCUUCAAAGAGCACAUCAGUUGUCGGAGAGACAGUAUCUGUGGAUUGUAAUUGCUGCAAGAGGGCGUCUUCGCAAGUGGGAUGACAUCAAAACUUUGCUCACAGCUAAGGGCUGGUUUGGUGGGACAAAGAUGAAAGCUGUCAUAGGUUUUGACAAAGUUUGUGAAAUACUGCAUAAAGUCAGCGCACCCCAUUCAGUGUUAGCUUCAUAUAUAGCUUUAAUUGAUGAUUCUGAGAGAAGACUUGCAGUGGCCAAGAAAGUCAACUGUCCUAAAGGAAUUAUUGAGACUUAUGUUGCCUUAAAAGAUCGAAGUGAACUUGAAGCUUAUGCUUCCAAACUACCAUCGAGAUCUGAAGAAAGCAUUUAUGCAAAUGACGUUCUCAGAAGUUCAACAAUCAAAUGGAAGUAAAAAAUUGGUUGAAGUUCAAUUAAUAAAAAAGCAUUUUGUGAUAAAAAGUCAGCAUUUAACAUUCUAAAUGGGAAGAAUUGACACCAUUGCACCGAGAUGUCUUACAACCCACCAAGUUGUGUGUACACCACAAGUGAACAAUCUCAAAAUAACACCAGUGAUUUGUGAAGUAUAUGUAUGUGAUCUUCAUUAGGGUUUCUCCUGAUGACUGCUUUACAUGGCUUUCUACCCAAUAACCACAACGUCCGAAUCUCCAUAUAAACACUUUCUUCCAUAGAUUAUGUUUAACACAGAUAGCAGUACAGCUCAAUAAAAUGGCUAAUACUGCUUUAUGGGGUUGCCUUCAUAGACAUAAUUAUUUAGCCAAAACCACUGCAUAUUUCUAGAUAUCAUGUCUCUCAGUUAUUUUACUUCUUUAAGUUACAGGCUUUAACAAGGUUAGUAGAGAAUACUACAUGAGUGGUCAUUAGAUACCAUUUAUCUUAUGAGUUGUUUUAAAAUAUAUCUAAUGAGCAAAAGCGAGUUGGAUAUGUUUUUAAACAAGUUGUAAGAUAAAUGGUAUCUAAUGGACAUGAAUGUAGAAUUCUUUUUCUUAUAUAUCCCUAGAAAAAAAACAGGUUUUCCAACUAAAACCUAUUUACAGCCCUAGUGCUUGAUACCUUUUCAGGUUAAGUUAUAAUCAGUUUCGAUUGUACUUUUUUUCCUUGGAUGGUAUGGCAGUGGCAACCUGGUCAUCACCUAGGAGCAGCCAAUCAUAUGACUUUAAAUUGUUAUCACAUGUAUACGUGUUAUUAGUAUGUGUUAUCAAAAAUAAUUAAUGAUCUCGCAAACAGGUUUAAGAAAACAAAUAAAAUGUUGGGGGGGGGUAAAUGAUAUUCAACAUGAAGUGAAUUGGCGAAUGGAGUAGGCCUCUUCACAAGAUGAUUUUACAUACUGUAUAAAACGAUAAACAUAAAUAAAUGUGAUACAAGUACCUUUUCCUUGUGACACAUUUACUUCUAGCCCUGCAUGCGUGUGACCUCAUUAAAGAUUAGAGUAAUGUUUUGUAAGCAAGGAUUGCAAGUGUGUGUGGGCAUGCGUGUGACCUCAUUAAAGAUUAGAGUAAUGUUUUGUAAGCAAGGAUUGCAAGUGUGUGUGGGCAUGCGCGUGCGCGUGUGUGAUCUCGACUUGAAUGUUAUUUUUGUUAUUGUAGACAUUACACAAUAUCAUAUUGUGACAUACAAGUGCAAUUAUUGUUACUUACUUUUCAUUGUAGAAACCGAAGUCAUGUAAUUUUACUACCAGUUGCUCACAAAACAUCAUAAUAGUUAUUGAGUGAUAUUGUUUUUCAUUUGUAAUAAUCAGAUAAUAAAAGUUUACAAUAUAAA